Trifolium pratense (red clover) is the source of this 1994-nucleotide messenger RNA. RefSeq names its product ACT domain-containing protein ACR8-like. The transcript is spliced from 7 exons. Bases 370 to 1695 code for a protein of 441 amino acids. NCBI's taxonomy places the organism in Eukaryota, Viridiplantae, Streptophyta, Magnoliopsida, Fabales, Fabaceae. The record is from RefSeq and is a predicted model, not a curated record.
AGUCACGCCAUGUGAUGUGAAGAUCAAGAUGUGCUCCAUUAAACACACACACACAUAGACACCUUCCUAAUAUUUUACAACAACUUGUAUUUUCAAAUUUCAAAAAAUAAAAUAAAAUAUUACAACAUGGAAAUAUCUUUAAAUAUUUUUUCCCAUAUAUAAAUAGAGCGUAACUUUAUGAGCACAAGAGUCAAGAGUUAAGACCAAGGCGUGUUUUGUGCAAAGAGAGAAAGUAUUGGACACACACAGAUCACACAUCAUAGACAACAACAUAGUUUGAGACUUUGAGUUGGUUAAGGUUGUUUAUGUUAAGAUUUGGUCGAAGAAGAAGAUAAAAGAUUUGUUUUUGUGAUCCCACAAAGAAAAACUAUGGAGUGGCCUGCUUGUACGGAUGAAUAUGAAAAGCUCUUAAUAAGGAUGAGCACUCCCAGGGUUGUUAUUGACAAUGCCGUGUGCUCCACUGCAACUUUGGUCAAGGUUAUUAGCACAAGAAGACAUGGUAGUUUACUUGAUGCAAUACAAGUUCUCAUUGAUCUUAAUCUUGUAAUUAAGAAGGCCUAUAUAUCUUCUGAUGGCAAAUGGUUCAUGGAUGUUUUCCAUGUCACUCAUCAAAAUGGAAGCAAGCUUAUUGAAGAGAGCGUUUUAAAAUAUAUAGAACAGUCACUCGGGAGCAUUCACAAUGUGAGAACUAGUUGCACAAACGGUCUUACUACGCUUGAAUUAUCAGGAACCGAUAGAAUUGGUCUUCUAUCGGAGGUGUUUGCUGUACUUGCUGAUCUUCAAUGCGAUGUGGUUGAGGCUAAGGUUUGGACUCACAAUGGUCGCAUUGCCUCUUUGAUCUACGUUAAAGACUGCAAUUCUGGAACCACUAUUGAGGAUUCUCAGAAAAUUAAAAAGAUUGAAGUGCGUUUAAGAAAUGUUUUGAAGGGAGACAAUGACAUUAGAAGUGCAAAGACUACUAUCUCUAUGUCUGUUAUGCAUAGUGAAAGAAGGUUGCAUCAAAUGAUGUUCGCGGAUCGUGACUACGAGAGGACUCCCAUUCUCAAGCUUACUUCCGAUAACACUGUAGUGACGGUCCAGAAUUGGGCAGAAAGGGGCUAUUCGGUUGUCAAUGUUCAGUGUAAGGAUCGAAUCAAACUAUUAUUUGAUGUCGUGUGCAAUUUGACAGACAUGGAGUAUGUCGUGUUUCAUGCAACCAUCAACACGAAUAGUAACCAAGCUUACUUGGAGUUUUAUAUAAGACACAAGGAUGGCACUCCAAUUAGUUCAGAACCGGAGCGGCAACGUGUAAUUCAGUGUUUAAAAGCUUCUGUCGAGAGAAGGGCGUCUGAGGGUGUUCAACUAGAGUUAUGCACCAAAGACAAGAAAGGACUUCUAGCAGAAGUGAUGAGAACCUUUCGCGAGAACGGGCUUAAUGUUACAAGGGCUGAGAUAUCAACUGUAGAUAACAUGGCAACAAAUGUUUUCUAUGUAACAGAUGUGAUUGGAAAUCCAGCUGAUCCAAAAAUCAUAGAGUCUGUUCGGCAGAAAAUCGGGUCAAACAAUUUAGAAGUGAAGGAGUUACCAUUGAUUUAUCAUCAAAAGGCAGAGAGUGAGGAUCAAGCUGUUGGAAUUGGGGGGGCAGUGUUGUGGUCUAUUGGGAACCUUGUGAGAAGGAAUUUGUACAGUUUGGGAUUAAUUAAAUCAUGUUCUUAAUGCAAAUGCUUGGGCAUGAUAAUAUUCCGUGCUUAGGAUUGGGCUUGUGUACAUAAAAAGUUAAGUUUAGAAUGAUGGAAUUUGGUGAUAGUUAGUAGUUGUUCUAAUGGUUGGUUUGGGUUUGGUAGGUAGUGAAAUGAAAAUAGUACAUAAUGGAUUCUUGGUUGUUGAUAGACAAAUUUUAGGUAGAAAAAUGGACAGAACAAAUUGGGGUCAUUGUUCAUUAAUCACUUAGGUCAUGUGUAAAUACUACAUACUUAUUUUAUGGUUAUUAAUAUCAAUUUUAAUGGUUGAUUUGA